Messenger RNA from Aspergillus tanneri, 729 nucleotides. RefSeq lists its product as uncharacterized. Bases 1 to 729 code for a protein of 242 amino acids. Gene Ontology annotation, biological process: transmembrane transport. The transcript has 2 exons. The record is from RefSeq and is a predicted model, not a curated record. Gene Ontology annotation, cellular component: membrane. Gene Ontology annotation, molecular function: transmembrane transporter activity. NCBI's taxonomy places the organism in Eukaryota, Fungi, Ascomycota, Eurotiomycetes, Eurotiales, Aspergillaceae.
AUGACCUCUGCAGACGGCAUCGGUAAUAAUAUUGUUGUGGAAUCCAUACCCCUCCUCUCUAGUCGCAUCCAGGGAGAUAUGUCUAUUCCUUUAAAAACGUCGCGCACAAUACACUGUAGGCUGAAGCGGCGCGUCACCCUCCUCCUGUGCGCAUUUGCCUUCACUAUGAUGUUAGGUGAUAAUCUACAGCCGGCAGCACUAACUCAAAUCUUUGAGGAUGUGAUCUGUGACAACUACUUCGCGGGGCACUCCCCAUCUCCAGCCUCGAAUCCCUCUCCGUUGUUGAUACGGCAACUGGCCAAUCCCUCCCCCCUCUUCGCAGCGCUGGUUUGCACGGUGCUGUAUGGCCUGCUGGCGGAGCGCAUUGGGCGCAAUCGCGUGCUUAUUCUAAGCGGUGCAGGCGUUCUUGCCGCGCUUUCCUGGGUCCUGGCUGUAUGCUACUGGCGAUUUGCUAAUAUCCGCUGGGUGUGGCUUUCCGGUGCUUUGUUCUUUAUCGGCGGCGGCGACGCUGUUAGUUCAAGUGUCGUGCAUGUCAUGGUGACGGACGCCACAGACCCGGCCGAACACGUGCAACUCUUUUUGUUUUUUCACACGGCAGACGUGGUUUCGGGGCCGGCUGUCAGCGCUGCGUUGAUGGAGAAAGGAUAUACCUGGACUGUCCUGCUCCUCGCUGAGAUGGCGCUUUUUCCGGCACAUUUCUACUUACGCUAUUCAUUCCAGAAACACUAA